Perkinsus marinus ATCC 50983 is the source of this 220-nucleotide messenger RNA. RefSeq lists its product as hypothetical. Lineage: Eukaryota; Perkinsozoa; Perkinsida; Perkinsidae. The record is from RefSeq and is a predicted model, not a curated record. The annotation marks the transcript as partial. The transcript has a single exon.
AAGGCUGUUCACAUGGGGCGGCCGGGGCCAGCGACUACUGUGUGACCCAUGGAGGAGGGAAACGGUGUACGGUUCCACAGUGUUCUAAGGCCACCUGUGGUAAGUCGGACAGAUGCUUCGAGCACGGUGGAGGCCGCCGAUGUGGUCAUCUAGGAUGUAACCGAGGAGCGGUAGGUAUCACCGAGUACUGCAUUAGGCAUGGUGGCGGCAAGAGAUGUGA